CGGGACGGUGUCGUCGAGGCCUUCAGGAUGGUGCAGUGCCUGACAUACCGCCGGCGGCUCUCCUACAACACCGCCUCCAACAAAACCCGCCUGUCCCGAACCCCAGGAAAUAGAAUCGUUUACCUGUAUACCAAGAAGGUUGGGAAGGCGCCGAAGUCCGCGUGUGGUGUGUGCCCCGGCCGGCUUCGAGGAGUCCGGGCAGUGCGGCCCAAAGUUCUGAAGCGGCUGUCUAAAACAAAGAAGCAUGUCAGCCGGGCCGAUGGCGGAUCCACAUGUGCCAAGUGUGUCCGAGACAGGAUCAAGCGCGCUUUCCUUUUUGAGGAGCAGAAAAUAGUGGUGAAAGUGUUGAAGGCACAAGCACAGAGCCAGAAAGCAAAAUAA
Sorex araneus (European shrew) is the source of this 381-nucleotide messenger RNA. RefSeq names its product 60S ribosomal protein L34-like. The record is from RefSeq and is a predicted model, not a curated record. The coding region runs from base 28 to 381 and encodes 117 amino acids. Gene Ontology annotation, cellular component: ribosome. Gene Ontology annotation, molecular function: structural constituent of ribosome. Gene Ontology annotation, biological process: translation. NCBI's taxonomy places the organism in Eukaryota, Metazoa, Chordata, Mammalia, Eulipotyphla, Soricidae. The transcript has a single exon.